CCGCCCCCCCCCCCCCAACGCUCCGGGGACAGAGUCGGAGGAAGGAAGGAUGGGAAUAAGUCCUAUUUGAAGCAAGGGAGUUGUCAUGUUUGAAAGCCUGCGCUGAUGAUGGGACGCUGGUUCUCUGAGGGCUGAGGGACGGGAGGAACGUCUUCUACUCCUCUUGUGUGUGUGUGUGUGUGUGUGUGUGUCCCACAAAAAAAAGACGACUGUCUCAUGUCCAAGGAGACUGUACUUCCUCCGGAUGGGCCGGCAGGGCCAGGGCAGGGCCCUCUGCGCGAGACAAGUCCCCUGCUGUCAGCCUCACAAGAUGCUUGCGACAGCGAAUCGUCAGGAAGAACGCCGUCUCCCAAGAAACCAGCCGCCGAAAGACCGAGUCACGUGACGGAGGAGACGCCGAAUUACUGCGAGCCUGUGAGAACUCAACCCCAGACUCAGACGGUGCCCUCGGAGCCAGCCGAGGGAGACGCUGGCAAGGACCAAAAUGGCUUUCGUCACAGCAACGGCAACGGCGUCCACCCUGGCAUCGGUGGGGCCAGGGCCACGCGUAAGUGCUCCUGUGGUGCCAGUACGAGCGCCGCCGCGAGUGGGUCCGGCCCUGGUACGAGGUCAGCGGCGGCCACGACGACGGAGCAGCCCAGGAAGCAGCCGUCCACGCCGGUGUCGCAGAGGGUGCAGAGGAAAUUGAGGUCCAGCUUGUCGGUCAACAGUGACAGCAGCAGACGCAGUAAAGGCAGUUCCACAGCGUCGCAGAAACCUCCUUUACCAGAAGACUGCUGCGUCCACUGCAUCUUGGCCUGCCUGUUCUGCGAGUUCCUGGCGCUUUGCAACAUGGUGGCGACGCAGGCCUCGUGCGGCGCAUGCUCACCGGAGGCCUGCUGCUGCUGCUGCGGCACCGACGACCUGGCCGACGACUGCAACAGCCCCUGUGACAUGGACUGUGGCAUCAUGGACGCCUGCUGCGAGUCUUCAGAUUGCCUGGAAAUCUGUAUGGAGUGCUGCGGCAUCUGCUUCCCCACAUAGGGAGCGAGGCCCGCGCCGGUGGAGACGAGUGUGUCUCAUCGGGGGAUAACUGGACCAAGGAUGGAAGAAUGCCGGGAAACUGCUGCUGCUGUCACUUUGGAUUCAGCAACAGACAGAGGGAAUGUGUGUGUCUGUGUGUGUGUGUGUGUGUGUGUGUGUGUGUGUGUGUGUGUGUGUAAUGGUCGACAUAUGUGUUUGUGAAUGUUCUUUAAUGUGUGAUGACUGUUGAGUGUGUGUGCAGUAGAAGGUGGGGCUGAGUAUCGCUUUGAAAGAUGUAUUUUGACACUGGGCUUCGCCAUCAAAACCAGCGCAGCAGGAGCCGGAAGUAACUCCAGAUAUAUGAACAUGACGGUUACAUCUUCAGUGUGCAGUACGUUGUUUCUUCUAAUGGCCCAAUGAGUAGGAUUUGUAGGUUGCAGUUUGUCCUCACAGCAAUACAGAUUGUUGCCUUCACGAGGGUUCCUGUGGUGGAAAACCAACGCCAGAUUCACUCUCGUUUUGCCUCGCCAUUCAGGGCUGUGUCCGACAUUUUCUUACCUUCAUCUUGGAUGCGUGCUUGCGACCUGGCACCUGGUCACUACAUUUUUAAUGUCGGGUUGACACCCCAAAACACAGCAAAAUAAGGCAAAGGGCAGAAUCUCUGCUACAGACACUACCACCCACGUCUAGUCGGUCAUAAGUGAUGAUUAAGAGGGAUUAUUUCUAGACAUUGAAGGAAAUCCUGCUCAUUGUGCUUUUAAAAGGAACUUGAACUGGUUUUGAUGGUCCAUGUAGACCAAAGUGUUUUCUAGCUCCAUAGCUUUCACAGGGUCUGACAGUCUACUCAGUCCUAGUUGUGGUUGUCCAUGCCCCCCUUCCCUCCAUUGGGCUCAACAAUAUGGGCCUGGGCUCCGAUAGGGAACCGGCGGAGGCAAAGCUCUGCUCCUGGCCAAAGGAGACGCUGCUGCCAGGCACUGAGCUCUCCUCCACCUGCUGGAGCGUCCCACGGAGGUCGAAACAAGGAGCGAAGCCAGAUCGGCAGGUCGGUCGCUGCCAAAGGCCCCGCUGGAGUCUGAGCUGAAGGACUUUCUGGUGGACCUGCACGAUUCCUUCUGAUUUCACGCGGAAACAGACCCGAUAACAAGCAUUAAGAAUAACUAUAUAGAAAUAAACUAUCUUUUCACUGAUGAUUGUGUUUACUUAUGUAUGUCAUAUAGAGGCAUCAGUAUUUCAUUGAGAGUGUUUCAUACAGUAACUUUAAGUAUUCUCUCCUUUGCGUAAGACGUAUUAUCACAGACCGUCUUAAAGAUGUUUGUGUUACAUCAGGAUUGCUGUCUAAUUGUAUCUUAUCUUUUUAGUCAUUUUGAUGAAAACCUAAAUGAUUUGUUUACUCUGAUUUUAUUUUUCAAUACAUGUUUUUUUUAUGCUCAAAAUCUGAGGUUACAGUCUUAAAACACUGUAACACGUUUAUGUGACACUUCAUACAUUCUUAGUUGCAUACUGUAGUUUUGCAACACAGACUCUCAAAUACAAUCUACUGUAGCACUGUGGAGCAGUGGAAACUGGUGAAAUAUCAAAUAUGCAUCAGGAAAUCACAAACGCUACUUUCUAAAGCCAAAAGGAAUGAAUGUGCCUUAUUUAGGUUGUUUGUACUAUUUCAAACAUUCCUUCGAAUUGAAGUUGCCUGUCGUUACAGAAAAAGAAAAAGUGCACAACAUUGCUGAUCAGCAUUUGUUUGCUUGAAUCACGAUGGAAUGAAAACGUGUUUUAACAAUGAAUCUCACAUCGCUCCUGAUUUGUCAGUCUUUGAAUUUUUGGGAUUACUGGAAAUACAGCGCAGAUACUCAAGACAAAUGACAUCUCACUGCAAUGUAACGAUAGACAGUGUGUUUUUUUUUUUUUUUUUACAUACAUACUGUGUAAAUAUGUUGAACUUCACUCUGUUCAUGAGGGGUUUGAGAUGGAAUUAAAAACGGUGACCCUUAUGCCACAUAAGCGGCUUUCGGGUAUCAAGCCGAGUGACUCACAAUACAAAAAAAAAGGAAUCAUGAACUGUCAUGUUGAAAUGGUAAACUAAUACAGGGCAGAGGCAGUUUUCUUCUCCUCUCUUCCCCCCCCCCCCCCUCUCUCUGUUCCUUAAUUCUGUGUAUCUCGAGAUGAGUUUGUGGUGAAUCACCAGCGGAGUCAUUUUCUCGUCUCGGAGAUCCGCUUUGAUGUUGUUUCCGUGAUGAUACUUAAUGCCGGCCUUCAUUAGCACCGCUUGCUAACUGGUUACAGAGAAAUGUCCCUUCCUAACACCAAGCACGAUAAUGUGCUGUCAUGUACAGAUCGUCUUAAUGGCGCACUGUUAUCGUGUAUAAGGAGGUUGGAUAGGCACCUCAGCAGCAGAUUCUGAGCAGAAAGUAAAACCUCAUUUUCAUGUUUAUGAUUAACUCACGCCAAGAGUGUCAACAAACAUUAUAGAUAAUGUGAAGAAUUCAUCUAAAAAGAGAAACAUGUAUACAUUGCUCUGUAGCUACAGUAGUUGUCUAUUCUAUACUGUUUUGUGUUUCUCUUCCUAUUCUGUGUCCGACACUUGAUCCUUCUCAUUUUCAUCUUCAAUCUCAAAGAGAAAAGUUUUAAAGAAAUAAAACGUUUCCAAAGAUCUAU
Cyclopterus lumpus (lumpfish) is the source of this 3651-nucleotide messenger RNA. RefSeq names its product MyoD family inhibitor domain containing (gene mdfic). The transcript has 5 exons. The record is from RefSeq and is a predicted model, not a curated record. The coding region runs from base 217 to 1023 and encodes 268 amino acids. NCBI's taxonomy places the organism in Eukaryota, Metazoa, Chordata, Actinopteri, Perciformes, Cyclopteridae.